This is a messenger RNA of Carlito syrichta (Philippine tarsier), 4367 nucleotides long. It is a transcript of the gene AJAP1, whose product is annotated as adherens junctions associated protein 1. Lineage: Eukaryota; Metazoa; Chordata; Mammalia; Primates; Tarsiidae. Gene Ontology annotation, cellular component: cytoplasmic side of plasma membrane; adherens junction; plasma membrane. Gene Ontology annotation, molecular function: beta-catenin binding. The coding region runs from base 4 to 1194 and encodes 396 amino acids. The transcript has 5 exons. The record is from RefSeq and is a predicted model, not a curated record.
UCCAUGUCCGUCCGCUGGCCGCGCUGCCCCCUCGGAAGCCAUGCUUGGAUACUGAUAGCCAUGUUUCAGCUUGCCAUGGAUUUCCCCACCUGCGAGGCCCUGGGUCCAGGCACUGAGUUCCGGCUCCUGCCAAGGCCACUGCACCGGCCACCCCGGCUGUGGAGCAUGAGGAGUGGACAGUCUGUGCGGAUGCCGGCCCCCCUGUGGAGCCCCCGGUCAUCCCGUGGGGAGCGGACCCAAGGGCUGAUGCAGACACCCCGAGCCAGACGGGCCCACAGGCCGCGGGACCCGGUGGCCACCCUCGUGCCCAAGGGCGGGCUCGCCAAGCCCCCUGCUGCUGCCAAAUCCAGCCCUUCCCUGGCCUCCUCGUCCUCGUCCUCCGCAGUGGCUGGCGGGGCCCUGGAGCAGCGGGUCCUCUUGAGGAGAGGAAAGCGGCACCUGCAGGGGGACAGUUUCAACAGCGUUGACUUCAGGGGCGGCCGGCCCACCACGGAGACUGAGUUCAUCGCCUGGGGACCUACGGGGGACGAGGAGGCGCUGGAGUCCAACACGUUUCCAGGCAUCUAUGGCCCCACCACGGUCUCCAUCUUACAAACGCGGAAGACGACGGUGGCCGCCACCACCACCACCACCACGGCCACCCCCUUGACGCUGCAGACUAAGGGGUUCACUGAGUCCCUGGAUCCCCGGAAAAGGAUCCCGGGUGGGGUUAGCACAACGGAGCCUUCCGCCAGUCCCAGCAGCAACGGGGAAGACGUCAAGCCCCCAAGGAUUCUGGGGGAGACCUCAGGUCUGGCUGUCCAUCAGAUCAUCACCAUCACCGUCUCCCUCAUCAUGGUCAUAGCUGCUCUCAUCACAACUCUUGUCUUAAAAAAUUGCUGUGCCCAAAGCGGGAACACGCGUCGGAACAGCCACCAGCGGAAGACCAACCAGCAGGAGGAGAGCUGCCAGAACCUGACGGACUUCCCCUCGGCCCGGGUGCCUAGCAGCCUGGACAUAUUCACGGCCUAUAACGAGACCCUGCAGUGUUCGCACGAGUGCGUCAGGGCAUCCGUGCCUGUGUACACUGACGAGACGCUGCACCCAGCAGGGGAGUACAAGUCCACGUUCAAUGGCAACCGACCCUCCUCUUCUGAUCGGCAUCUUAUUCCUGUGGCCUUUGUGUCUGAGAAAUGGUUUGAAAUCUCCUGCUGACUGGCCGAAGUCUUUUUUACUUCCUGGGGGCAGGGCAGACGCCAUGUAUCUACUUCAUGGAUUCCGUUGGUGAACCUGUAAAAACAAAACAAACAAAACAAAACAAAAAAAGACAAAACCUAAAACUACGCUAUCUAAGGGGGAAGGUCCCCAAAUCUACCACUUCUGUCUGCCGGUGGGAAACUCCCAGAGCAGAAGGCUCCAGGCCAAAUCUAUUUUUGUAAAAAUGCUCAUGCCUGUGGGUGACCGCCUUCUCCCGGAGUUUUCUUUGGAGAACAGAAAGAAGAAACUGGAGGCAGAGAGAAAAGGACACCAAGAGAAAGGACAGGAGGACGCGUCCGAAAACUAGGAUCUGUUCUACGAUUCUGAACCUGUGCCAAUAAUACCAUUAUGUGCCAUGACUGACCGAGAGGCUCGGCCUCAGAGCCGCCGAUGCCCAGCGAAUCACACGGAGAAAUCUUACAGAAAACAGGGGUGGGAGUCUCUUCCGAAAGAGUCACUAUUUCUGGUCAAUAUACAUAUAUAAAUAUAUAAAUACACACACACACACACACACACACACACACACACACACACACACACACACACACCUUUUUUGUACUGUAGCAACUUUUGAAGAUCUUAAAUGUUCCUUUUUAAAAAAAAAUGAAUUGUGUUAUAGGUUACAGAAUCUGAUUUAUUUAACAUGCUUAGUAUGAACAAAAUAAACUGGUGUUUUCUACUUUGGCCACUCCCCUCACACACACACUGCGCACACACACGCAUAUAUACGCAUAUAUUGGAAAUGCAGUUUCACAGGUGAGCAUACUCUUUCCGGUGACCUGGUAUCCCAUCACCGUUUAUCCUCGGGGACCCAGCCUCCACCUGGAGGACAAGGCUCUUGAGUGACACCGCCUGCGUUUGCUAGAUGUCUGGUGAGUGACUUCACAAGUGUGAUUUGUUACCUUGGGCCAGAGAACUGAGAGCGCCAUGGUUUUUAUAUGUAUGUGUGUGUGUGUGUGUGUGUAUAUAUAUAUAUAUAUAUAUAUGUUUGUGUAUAUAUAUAUACAUAUACAUAUGCAUAAAUACGAUUUUUUUCAUUUAACUGUUUGGAGAUGCUACCUACAGCCAUGCACACAUUUACGUAGCAGGCUAUUUACAGUGGGCCUGCGCACCAGGUUUGGUGGGUGGUAGAUUUGCAGAUAUUUGUGUCAUACAAGCAUAGACCGAAUUAAAGAAAUUUUCCAGUUCCAAAAAUUAAAGGAGUAUGUCCUUACAAAGUGUGUGUGUAAUAUCAGGGCAGAACUCGGAAAUGCAUGAGGGCUCUGGUGUGGCUAAACAUGAAGAAUGAUCAUUCUAUGUGCUGGCAAUGCAGGCCGCCCCUGUGGGUGGUCCCUGGCUAGCGUGGACUGCAUUUCUAUCCCACACUCCAGUGGACAGAGGUUGCCUGCUUUGUCUUGGGCCCAAGGGUGCCUUGGAAUCUUGGUGGAAACUUCAGGGAAGAUGCCGCUGUCUUGUCAACUGUCCUUGGCUGAUGUUUGCGUUUUGUCAUCAAAAAUUUUACCACAGAACUUCCCAGUGAAAACAGGGGCCCCAGACCAGAGCCUCAUGACCAAAAGGCCCUCCACACACCAUCUUGGUGGCGGAGGGCCCCCUCACAAGCCCCAUCUGACACAGCUCCCUGGGGCCCCAGACUUGGGCAACAAGGGGUGCUCCCAGGACCCCACACUGUUCCCCAUAAGAGGACAUUUCCUCCCUGUGGGGACGUCCAGGUCAUGUGUGGGUGGCCUGUCUCCAAAGAAUAUGGUUCCUGUGCAUGGCCUGUGCGCAGCUCUGAUUUCAGGGGUGGGUUGCUUGAGUAAAUUGAGUGAAAUGUUGCAGACAAGGUUAAAGGUCAGAGUUCAGACAGACAGCUGUCCCUGCCCCACUUACUGGCCGUGCUAAUGACCUGAUUCUUCCCUCGGGCUCAGUCUUCCCCUGAAACACCUUGAAGCGUGCUUGAGAAAGUCACUUUUGUACCUCCUGAGACGUGUGAACGUAGAGCCAGACGGGUGGAGGGGAAAAGGGUGUCUUGUGACACAGCAGAGCUAAAGUUUGUAUCCAUGGUGCUGCAGGUGAAUCACUAGGAAAGUCACUCUUUUAGUUCUGUCAUUUUCCCCCAAAGCUUUGGCACGCACGUAGCAAGACAACACAAACAUCCACCCCUGGCGUUUGAUCACCUCCGAGCUCCUGGAACUCACCUGCAUGGCGCUCCAGCGCACACCUGUCUGUCCAUCAUCCGGCCUCGUCUAUCUCAUUAUCCUCAAAUCAUUCCCUUGCUGGAGGUGGGCCUCCCUGACUCCAAGUGGGUAAGCACAGUUUGGUGUAAUUGCAGGGUGAGGGCUGUUCGUAUUCGUUAGGCAGUGGAGGCUGCGGUUCUGGUCUUUGGCAUUCUCAGCUCCAGAGUGAGCACCAUUGGGAAGGAGGUGGCUGGGGAGCCCCAUUCGUUCACUGACCUUGCGGAGCCGGACUUCCAGACAGACCCCUGGUAUCUGCCCUGCCAUCUCCGACCCCAACUCAGCCUCCUUCCUCAACCCUGGGCUGCACCCUGGAUGCGACAAACUUAAAAUAACAAAGCCCUCCCCAAAGCUCUCCCCCCAUCACAGCCACAUGCUCCAGGCAGGGCUGUGAGACCCACACAGGUAAAACCAUCCGACAAGUAAACGUGUGCACAUUCCAUACCCAGAAGUCUAUCUGUACUGAUGUCUGUCAAAAUAAAUCCACUUAGGCGGAGGCUGCUAUUUUCUGGUGAUUGAGGGAGAUUAGUAAAGACAUGUUAUUUUAGUUUUUAAAUGGCUACCUAUUUCCCAGACUGGCAACUGGAAACAUCAUCUAGGUAAGAGGAGAUAGCACUUGCAAGUAAACAAGCCUACAUGGUUCGGCCCCACCCACAGUAAAGUCCAUGGAACCAGAGCCUGGGAUUUUGCUGAUCCAGGCUAUAUGUGUCCAUGCCCAAACAUCUUGUGUGUCAGUGUCUGCUGAGUUGGCCCGGCCAGUCCUUCUGCAGUCCUUGGGAGCCACGCUCUAAGCAGAAUUCAGAGUCUGUUAGAAGACGCCCCCUUCCCCACCAAUGCCUGGUCCUUACAUUUUAUUCGAGCUUUUAUUCUUCAAGAAGAGAGCUCAAAGGAAGGCUGACAUGGUUUAUUGAGGUCUCA